AUCUAAACGCUCAGUCCCUGGUGGAAACGUCCAGUUGCAGUAUAGUGGACGUAUUUGAGACAGCAGCAACAAUGCAUACUCCUCCGCCAGUGCGCUUGUUCCUGGCUGUUUUACUCUUCUACGGACACAGGGGUGCGUCGGCGUUCUUGUGUCCGAGGAUCUGCCGCUGCCUCUCCAACACGAUCAGAUGCAACAACGUGACCGAAGCCUCCGCAGUGAUGACGGGACACAGACACAAAAGGCUGUUUCUCUUUCACUGCUCUUUGCGCACGAUUUCCAGCCAUUCCUUUGAGGGUUUGAGAGGAGUCCAGAGGAUUGAGAUUGCUCAGAGCGUAACCCUGGAAACCAUCGAGACAUUGGCGUUUAACAACCUUCCUAACGUCUCAGAAAUCCUAAUCCAGAACACAAAAAAUCUGAUGCACAUUGGCAGACGGACCUUUAACAAUCUUCCCAAGUUACAUUACCUGAGCAUAUCAAACACUGGGAUCACACUUUUCCCUGACAUCACUUCUAUCCAUUCUCUUGAAUCAGAGUUCAUCUUGGAUAUCUGUGACAACCUGCAUGUACUGGAAAUACCUCCAAACGCUUUCAUUGGAAUGAUUAAGGAAUACGUUACAAUGAACCUGUAUAACAAUGGCAUCAGAGAAAUACACGACCACGCUUUCAAUGGGACAAAGAUAAAUAAACUAAUGUUAAAGAACAACCGAAACCUCAGAGUGAUCCACAGAGAUGCUUUCAAAGGAGCCACAGGCCCUGGAGUCUUGGACGUUUCAGCGACAGCUCUCACAAAGUUACCACCACAGGGGCUGGAGUCGGUCCUGGUGCUGUUGGCUCAGUCAGCGUACGCCUUGAAGAGUCUGCAUCCUCUCCAGGGACUAUGGAGCCUGCGAGAGGCCCACCUCACCUACAACAGUCACUGCUGCGCUCUGCUGAGCUGGGCUGCACAAAGGGACUUUCCAGUUAAUCCUUCCUGGACUAAUGACUCUAAAUACUGUGAUGAGAGCGAUCCAUCAGCGAGACUUCAGCGCGUGAUCGGAGGUUCAGCCGAUUCGACUCAAGCUUUCGAUGAGCCCUUAUUCUCAGAUGUUGACCUGUUUCUCGAUGAUCCGGUUUCUGGGGAUGUGAAUUUCCUCUAUCCAGAGCUGGACUUCUGUCAGACUCGACCAACUCUGGUUUGCACCCCUGAGGCAGACGCUUUCAAUCCCUGCGAGGACAUUGCCGGUUUCAGUUUUCUCAGAGUGGCUAUUUGGUUUAUCAACAUACUGGCGAUCACAGGGAACCUGACAGUGCUCGUGGUCUCGUUUACCAGUCGCAGCAAGAUGAUGGUCCCCCGCUUCCUCAUGUGCCACCUGGCUUUUGCUGACCUCUGCAUUGGGAUCUACCUUCUGAUGAUAGCGACUGUAGACAUCCGCACGCGUGGUUCCUACAGUCAACAUGCGAUUGAAUGGCAGACGGGGCUGGGCUGCAGCGCCGCAGGCUUCUUGUCUGUGUUUGGCGGGGAGCUGUCAGUCUACACACUUUCCACCAUCACACUGGAGCGCUGGCACACCAUCACCAACGCUCUGCAGGUAGAGCGUCGCCUGGUGCUCACACAGGCAGCGAGCAUAAUGGCGGUCGGUUGGCUCAUCUGUCUGGGGCUGGGAAUGCUGCCCCUGAUCGGUGUGAGCAGUUACACCAAAGUAAGCAUGUGCUUACCCAUGGAUAUAGAGACUCCUCUGGCUCAAGCCUUCAUCAUAAUUAUCCUACUCUUCAACGUGGGAGCCUUCGUUGUUGUGUGCGUCUGUUACGUGCUCCUCUACCUGGCCGUGAAGAACCCUGAAUUUCCCGGAAGAAGCGCUGACACCAAGAUCGCAAAGCGCAUGGCCGUGCUCAUCUUCACAGAUUUUCUUUGCAUGGCACCCAUCUCUUUCUUUGCCAUCUCUGCUGCCUUCAAAGUCCCCCUCAUCACCGUGACUAACUCCAAGAUCCUACUGGUCCUCUUCUUCCCCAUCAAUUCCUGUGCCAACCCUUUCCUCUACGCCAUCUUCACCAAGGCUUUCAGAAAGGACGUGUAUCGGCUCAUGAGUGCCCUGGGCUGCUGCAAGAGCAAGGCCAGCGUUUAUUGUAUGAAGGCCUACUACUCGGAAAAUUCAAUCAAGAUGGGACCCGAAAAUAAAAGAUCUCACACGGGAGGCGCCUGCUGAUGUGCUGCGGUAGGGUUAUGACCCUACAGAAGAGGGCCAGCUCACCUAUAACCAACAA
Molecule: messenger RNA, 2241 nt
Organism: Paralichthys olivaceus (Japanese flounder)
Lineage: Eukaryota; Metazoa; Chordata; Actinopteri; Pleuronectiformes; Paralichthyidae
Gene: lhcgr
Product: luteinizing hormone/choriogonadotropin receptor
Biological process (GO): male gonad development; phospholipase C-activating G protein-coupled receptor signaling pathway; hormone-mediated signaling pathway
Cellular component (GO): plasma membrane
Molecular function (GO): G protein-coupled peptide receptor activity; luteinizing hormone receptor activity
Source: RefSeq, a predicted model, not a curated record